AUGGGUCGUAUGCACAGUGCCGGUAAAGGUAUUUCUUCUUCUGCCAUUCCUUACUCCAGAAAUGUUCCAGCUUGGUUCAAGUUGUCCACUGACUCUGUCAUUGAACAAAUCAUCAAGUACGCCAGAAAGGGUUUGACUCCAUCUCAAAUCGGUGUCUUGUUGAGAGAUGCCCAUGGUGUCACUCAAGCCAGAAUCAUCACCGGUAACAAGAUCAUGAGAAUCUUGAAAUCCAACGGUUUGGCUCCAGAAAUCCCAGAAGACUUGUACUACUUGAUUAAGAAGGCUGUCUCCGUCAGAAAGCACUUGGAAAGAAACAGAAAGGACAAGGACGCCAAGUUCAGAUUGAUUUUGAUUGAAUCUAGAAUUCACAGAUUGGCCAGAUACUACAGAACCGUCGCUGUCUUGCCUCCAAACUGGAAGUACGAAUCUGCCACCGCCUCCGCUUUGGUCAACUAG
This is a messenger RNA of Huiozyma naganishii CBS 8797, 456 nucleotides long. It is a transcript of the gene RPS13, whose product is annotated as 40S ribosomal protein uS15. The transcript is spliced from 2 exons. Gene Ontology annotation, biological process: translation. Bases 1 to 456 code for a protein of 151 amino acids. Gene Ontology annotation, cellular component: cytosolic small ribosomal subunit; nucleolus; ribosome. NCBI's taxonomy places the organism in Eukaryota, Fungi, Ascomycota, Saccharomycetes, Saccharomycetales, Saccharomycetaceae. Gene Ontology annotation, molecular function: structural constituent of ribosome; small ribosomal subunit rRNA binding. The record is from RefSeq and is a predicted model, not a curated record.